GUAAGUGCAGAUACUGGGUCUCUCUCUCUCUUUCUCUCUGUCUGUUUAAUUUGGGGGAAGUGCUUAGUCAACAGCAGAGGCUUUAAAUACAACAGAGUUUUUUGCCUGUGUUUAUAUGGGUCACAGGACAGAGUGAACAGAGUCCAGGCAGCAAGAGAGGGACAAUGAGCUGUUUCUCGUCGCUGUGGCUGUAUGCAGUCCUGCCCGGGUUGCUGUCGGCCGCACAUGUCAGUCUAAUGGUGGAGGGGGACAAUGACGCAUCCAGGAUCUGCAAACCCGCCCCCCGCUGGACGAUUAAGGGACAGGAGCCCAUGCAAGAGCUGCUGGGAGAUGUGGUUGUGGUGGCGCUACUGAAGGCCAGCUGACAGUUCUGUCUCACACAGGCCUCCAAAAUUGGAGGCCUGCGUGACAAGCUGAACCGCAGCAACCUGACAGACGUGUCAUUUAUGAUCGUGAAUGAGCGCGAGGCAAUGUCCAGGGCCAUGUACUGGGAGCUGAAGAGAAGAGCGGCCCCUGGAGUUCCUGUCUACCAGCAGGCCCCUCUUCAGGAUGAUGUGUGGGAGGCUCUGGAUGGAGACAAAGAUGACUUCCUGGUCUAUGAUAGGUGUGGUCUUCUCACCUUCCACAUAGUGCUGCCUUACAGUUUCCUGCACAACGUCUACGUAGAGGCAGCAAUCAGAGCCACUUAUCUUAAAAACAUCUGUAAUUGCACCGCUAACCAUACUUUAUCAAAUGGCAAGAACACCCUCAUGAAGAAUGAGACAACACAGUUUAAUAUCAGCAAGGCGACUACAAUACCUACAAGUUCACUUGACACUGAUGAUCCAGAGGUUGACAUAGCUCUUGGGGUGACUCAUAGAUCUCCUCAUCAUCAUCUUGAUCAUCGUGCUCAUAAUCAUCCUCAUCACCACCAACACCAUCACGGCAGUUCCCAGAACCAGUCCCAACAUCAGCGUAGUCAGAAUAAUACUUUUCAUCCUCAUCACAACCAUCCUGAGCAUCAUCAUGACCAUCAUCUUCAUCUUCAUCAUCAUUAUCAUCUUCAUCAUCAUCAUCAUCAUGACCAUCACCAUCUUCAGCAACCUGGCAACCACAGUGAUGACAGUGGGAUGGAAGAAGAAAACUAGGAGGCCAAAUUACGAGUGUUUUUACUUGCUUUUUUCUUCGUAUUUUUUCUUCUGGUGACAUGUUUUUAGUUAAGAGGCAGAACACGCAGGUAAACAGCUUUUCCUUCAGCAGUUGAAUCUGUUUUAGCAGUGAUCAGAUUUUGGUUUCUCUGCCAGCAGCUCCACACCUAGGUCCUGUGUAUGGAUGAUGUAGCCAAUGCCAGCCCGUCUUCUCCCAUUAAUGAAGUCUAUGGUGUUAAGCCUGCCUGCAGGAAGCUUUAGACGGAUGUGUGCGGAGAGAUUGGAUGUGUUGAUGGUUAUCUUGGCCACACAGAGUCAGAGGAUGUUGGGCACUGCUAUAGAGAAACCUCAGUCAGAUUUCUGCCCAAACAGUUUCCUUCUGGGUUCGGUUUCUGCUUCUAUGCUGUGCUAUUACAUCACUAUGUAAGUGUGGCUAUAGUGCAGUACUUUAUUAAUUGUACAAGCAUUGUUUUUACUACAUUAGAUUAGAAUAAUAAUCUUAUUAUCUACUACAUAUUAUAAACCACACCUGUAAAUGCAUUAUUUUUACUUUUACCAUAACAUUCUCCAUUUAAUCAUCAUAUUUGCUGUGGAUUUGAAGUAUUGUUUGUGUACUUCCACCUAAUUAACUGGGUGUAGAAGGAUUCUUGAGAUUGUUGUUCUCCAUUAAAGAAUAAGUAUAUAUCUAAAA
Messenger RNA from Eleginops maclovinus (Patagonian blennie), 1818 nucleotides. It is a transcript of the gene selenop2, whose product is annotated as selenoprotein P2. Lineage: Eukaryota; Metazoa; Chordata; Actinopteri; Perciformes; Eleginopidae. Gene Ontology annotation, biological process: selenium compound metabolic process. The transcript has 5 exons. Gene Ontology annotation, molecular function: selenium binding. The record is from RefSeq and is a predicted model, not a curated record. Gene Ontology annotation, cellular component: extracellular region.